UUUAAAAGAGAAAAAGAAAUGCCUUACUUCUCAAUUCAAAUUAUUAGGCGAACAAAAAGAGACCACAUGUGUUUUUUUUUUUUUAAUAAUAAAAGAAUAACUCGUAUAACCGCCCAAUCGAAGAAAAUAACUAAUUUUUUAAAAUACCGUUAUGAAAAUGGAUUCAGUAAAUAAAAUCCCAUAAGCAAGAACCACCAUUUAAUUAGCACAAAACUGAAUUGGCAUCCGUUAAUUUCUCUCCACUAUUGUAUUUUUUUUCUUUUAUCUUCCAUUGUUAAACAAAACACAUCAGAAAUCUUGCUUAAUGUUUUCUUGGGAAUCAAUCAGAAAAUCUCUACCUUCCAUCCACCGAGUUGUCAUCACAACAACUCAGCGGCUCCAUUCUCCGCCAUUUUUCAACCAAACUCGAUGCUUAAUCUCAUCUUCCUCUUCUUUGAGCUCCCAUAAUGAUGGUAACAAUAAGACUAAGUUGUUUUCUUCAGAUCGAUUUUUGAGAUCAAUCUCUUCUGGUGUUGUGAUUCUUGGAUUCACCUUUAGCCUUUUUUAUUACUCUUCUCCUUCCCCGGAUUCGAAUCCCUUCAGUCCUUUUGAUGAUGACUCUAAUGAGACUGGCGAGAUCGAGGAGGAAGAGGCUCAGUUUCAAGAAUCAAGACAUGAAAAGAACUCUAUUUUCCUCUUUAAAGAGGCAUAUAGGAAAAGGGUCUUCUUCAAGUAUGAGAAACGGAUAAGGAUGCAAAGCCCUCCUGAAAAGGUUUUUGAGUACUUUGCAUCCGUUCGAACCCCUGCUGGGGAGAUUUUUAUGAAGCCUGCUGACUUGAUGCGAGCAGUGGUGCCUGUCUUUCCUCCCUCGGAAUCAGAUCGGGUUAGAGAAGGAUUUCUAAGAGGGGAAAGGGUAUCAGGGGAGCUACAUUGUGCUCCUUCAAAUUUUUUCAUGCUUUUUGACACCAACAAUGAUGGACUUAUCUCUUUUGCAGAGUACAUCCUUCUCGUUACAUUGCUGAAAAUCCCAGAUUCCAGCUUCUCAGUAGCGUUCAAGAUGUUUGACCUUGACAAUAACGGAGAAAUAGAUAGAGAGGAAUUUAGCAAAUUAAUGGCUUUGAUGCGAGCUCAAACCAGAGAAGGGGCUCAGUGCAAGGAUGGACGUCGUCUUUGGCCAAAAGCAGUUUCAACUGAAAAUGGAGGCCUUCUUGAGUAUUUCUUUGGCAAGGAUGGGAAGACUCCUCUUAGACAUGAAAGAUUUGAUCAAUUUCUUAGAGACUUACAUAAUGAAAUUCUGUGGCUGGAGUUCUCCCAUUACGACCACAAAUCUCAGGGAACAAUAUCAGCUAAAGAUUUCGCCUUGUCAUUGGUUGCAUCUGCUGAUAUCAACCACAUAAACAAACUGCUUAAUCGGGUUGACAAAAUUGAAACCGAACCAAGACUCGCCGACAUCCGUAUUACAUUUGAAGAAUUCAAAGAAUUUGCAAACCUCCGUAAGCAGUUGCAGUCUUUCUCAUUGGCUAUCUUCAGUUAUGGAGAAGUCAAAAGUUCAUUGACCAAAAUGGAUUUUCAGAGGGCUGCAUCUCAGGUAUGCGGAGUCUCGGUUACAAACAAUGUAGUUGACAUAAUAUUCCAUGUGUUCGAUGCAAAUUGUGACGGACGUUUAAGUGUAAAUGAGUUUCUUACAGUUCUACAGAGAAGGGAAGGUGACAGCUCUGAAGGAGGCUACAGGGGAUUGAUAUCUUGUUGGUUGAACUGUGCGACUUGCUCAUCGGCUAAGCUUCCUUUCCUAACGAAAUUAGCUAACACAUGACUGUCAGUUUUAAGUCACAAUAGUUACACAUGAUCUGAUAUGUUUGGGGGAUUGGAAAACCACUACAGAGCAGGAAUCUAACUCAGCCUAGUCUUUACUACUGAUAACUAUUUUGUGCCCUCACUAAUUAAGUUGCAGGUGACUUUGUCAGCACAGUAAUAAGAUAGUGCAUAGUCUUUGUAUAUGUAUAAAGAUAAUGUUGUUGUUCAUGCCUUGCUGCUUAAUAUGUAGAUAGUUAUUUUCUGUUAAUAUGAACAAUAAUCUUGUAUUCUUUUACCAAGUAAAUUCUGUAGGAAUAAAUGACCAUGUUGAUACAAAAAUUCUAAUAAUAAUAAAUGGGAUUUACUUUGUUGGCCUUAAA
This is a messenger RNA of Cannabis sativa, 2153 nucleotides long. RefSeq names its product calcium uptake protein, mitochondrial. The coding region runs from base 305 to 1792 and encodes 495 amino acids. The record is from RefSeq and is a predicted model, not a curated record. Gene Ontology annotation, molecular function: calcium ion binding. Gene Ontology annotation, biological process: calcium import into the mitochondrion; mitochondrial calcium ion homeostasis. Gene Ontology annotation, cellular component: uniplex complex. The transcript is spliced from 7 exons. Lineage: Eukaryota; Viridiplantae; Streptophyta; Magnoliopsida; Rosales; Cannabaceae.